Messenger RNA from Cryptomeria japonica (Japanese cedar), 498 nucleotides. RefSeq lists its product as uncharacterized. The record is from RefSeq and is a predicted model, not a curated record. Bases 1 to 498 code for a protein of 165 amino acids. NCBI's taxonomy places the organism in Eukaryota, Viridiplantae, Streptophyta, Pinopsida, Cupressales, Cupressaceae. The transcript has a single exon.
AUGUUGCUAGCUAACUUAUGGAUUGAAGUUGGCCUUGUGAAUGGAUCCAUUGGCCUUGUUAAAAACAUUAUCUAUGAACCGAGUACCAAACCACCAGACUUGCCAAACUUUAUUAUUGUCCACUUUCAAAAUUACAAAGGCCCUCCAUGGAAUACAUUACAUCCAAAUGACAUACCCAUUGCUCCUAUUGCCCCAAGUACACGUACACAAAUUCCAUUGACAACUGCUUGGGCGAUAACUAUUCACAAAUCUCAAGGCCUAACAUUAGAUAAAGCUACAAUAGACCUAGGCAACACUGAAAAGCAAGGCCUGACAUUUACAGCUAUCUCAAGGGUCAAAUCAAUUGAUGGAAUACGCAUUCACCCAGCUUUCUCAUUUGAAAGGUAUGCAAAAAUGCAGAAAAGUGCUUUUACCAUUAUAAGAAAGAAGGAAGAGACUCGCUUGCAGCAACUCUCAGCCAUCACAAGCACAUCACUGGAUUCCAAUCUACAGCUAUGA